This is a messenger RNA of Juglans microcarpa x Juglans regia, 1087 nucleotides long. RefSeq names its product probable thiol methyltransferase 2. Lineage: Eukaryota; Viridiplantae; Streptophyta; Magnoliopsida; Fagales; Juglandaceae. Gene Ontology annotation, molecular function: S-adenosylmethionine-dependent methyltransferase activity. The coding region runs from base 21 to 902 and encodes 293 amino acids. The transcript has 8 exons. The record is from RefSeq and is a predicted model, not a curated record.
UCUUUGUAUGGAUUCAGGACAUGAAACCCACAUUUUCCAGCAAUCCAAACGAUUUUAGUACAGCCGUUAAGUCACUUAUGAGGCCCCUCAGCCUCUUUAUGGGUCACACACUCUUCCCGAUACGAAGCCUGCAGUCAAUAACCCGGGCAAUAUCUUCCCGAAACAUUGGGAUUAUUGCGUCGAAACAGGUGAGGAUGGAGAAGAGAGACGAAAGCCACGGGAAUAAUGGCGUGGAGACUACCACAAGAUCAAUCAACCCCCGUGUAGAUAAGCUUCAACAAUUUGUACGCAGUGACUCUACUGGUGGUUGGGAAGAUAGUUGGGAGCAAGGUGUGACCCCAUGGGAUCUAGGACGACCAACUCCUGUUAUUUUACAUCUUCAUCAGACAGGAGCGCUUCCCAAGGGCCGGGCUCUAGUACCUGGGUGUGGCAGUGGCUAUGACGUAGUUGCAAUUGCAUGCCCUGAACGCCAUGUAGUUGGAUUGGACAUAUCAAAUCGUGCCAUUAUGAAAGCAGAGGAGUUGUCUUCCUCGUCACCGAAUGCAAGUUAUUUUACUUUCUUGAAGGCAGACUUUUUCACUUGGAGUCCAACUGAAUUGUUUGAUCUCAUUAUUGAUUACACGUUCUUUUGUGCAAUUGAACCAGACAUGAGGUUAGCAUGGGCAAAGCGAAUCCAUGAUAUUUUAAAACCUGGGGGAGAGCUCAUAACGCUAAUGUUUCCAAUCAGCGAUCAGGUUGGUGGGCCCCCAUACAAAGUAUCCGUUUCAGAUUAUGAAGAGGUAUUGCAUCCCAUGGGCUUCAAGGCAAUUUCCAUUGUAGAUAAUGAACUGGCUAUCAGACCUCGUCAGGGAAGAGAGAAGCUUGGGAGGUGGAAGAGGUCCUCAGCUCAAUCCUCUCUGUGAUAACCAUGAUGACUGUGAUAACCAUGGUCAUCGUGUUUAAAGACAACUUCUGGACAUUUUAAUCAUUCAAAUACUUAUGUAAGCUUUUUAAUAAAAUUGCAUUGCUUACAGAAAAAGAAACAUCUCUGUAUUGAUUAUUGUUUACGAAAUGAAUAAAUCUGGACAGAGGCCGGUCUUUAACAGCA